Molecule: messenger RNA, 2593 nt
Organism: Carassius auratus (goldfish)
Lineage: Eukaryota; Metazoa; Chordata; Actinopteri; Cypriniformes; Cyprinidae
Product: signal-induced proliferation-associated 1-like protein 1
Biological process (GO): regulation of small GTPase mediated signal transduction
Cellular component (GO): cytoplasm
Molecular function (GO): GTPase activator activity
Source: RefSeq, a predicted model, not a curated record
AGGAAGUCUGCUGUGCUGUUUUGAAAAGGUGUGAGCAGAGGGUCAUGGGCGAGUCUGGCCAUGUGGAAUGAGUGAGAGGGAUCUGGACUCAAUAGAGUUCUGCUUUAAGGGAUGAGAGGAGGAAGAUCAGAUCACCUAAUGGUCAGCACACAUGCCUGAUUCAGGUUCACCUUAAAGUUCACAUUCAUUGUGCAAUUAUCUAUCCUCCGUUCUCUGGCUUCUCCAGCUGAGUGGCUGCCCAUGUUCCCCAAGCUUCAUUAUUUCAGCUAAACUGCGGGUAUGCUCCAGUGCUGAGCUCCGCCACUUAACCGUACCAUGACCAGUCUAAAGCGUUCACAGACCGAACGCUCUGUGGGUGGCUCUGUUCCCGCCACAGAUGAGUUUUAUACUCGCCGUCUACGCUUGCCCAAUGGAGGCGCGCCACCCCCUCGCAGUGAAAGCACGCACUUGACUGGCACACCUGGGGUUCCCAAAAUGGGCGUCCGAGCAAGGGUUGCUGACUGGCCCCCCAGGAAAGAUGGCGGCAGUGGAGGAAGUGGAGGAAGUGGAGGAAGUGGAGGAGGGGGUGGAAAUGGAGGUGGGGUAUGGCACAUUACAGUGGAGACGGAUUCCCCUUCCACCACCACAGGAAGUGCCCAGAGCAACUUGUCAAGCAAGCUCGGUCACCUGAUCAGCCCUCAGGACUCAUCCAUGCUACGGAACAUUCACAACACUCUGAAGAACAAGAUGCAUAGCAAAGGCAAAGACAAUCGCUUCCUCUCACCUGAUGGGUAUCUCGGGUCUCCCCGGAAGGGUAUGCGGCGUAUACGGCAGCGCAGCAACAGUGACAUCACCAUAAGUGAACUGGACGGUGAUGGUAGCGAAGGCUGGUCUUUCUCAGGAUGGACGCCCAUGCAUCGAGAGUACGGCAGUACCUCAUCUAUCGACAAGCAUGGUGUGUCCGGCGAAAGCUUCUUUGACAUGCUCAAAGGCUAUCAGACUGAUGCUCCGGACCAGCGCAGCCCUGCCCCUGAAAAGUUAAGCGAAUUGUUGACAGUAGCUCAUAAACAAACUGCCCUCGACUUGCCCGAUGGACCUCUUGGUCCUCCUCGUGGCAGUCCUGCCAGUCGCCUGAAAGAAAGAGAAAAACACAUGAAGAGACGUUCAAAGUCAGAGACAGGUGGAGAGUCAAUAUUCCGCAAGCUACGUAGCGUCAAAGCCGAAGGUGAUUCGUCACGUGCGGGUUCCGACGCGGAAGACGGAAAGGCUGAUGACGUGGUUCCUCCUCCUAAACCAUGGGUCUGCCAGAAAGGUUUUGCUCACUUUGAUGUUCAGAGUAUUCUGUUUGACCUGAACGAGGCUGUGCAGAGUAGGCAAAGCGCUGUGAAGCGGAAAAACACCACCACUGGUGCCUCAGCUGCAGCCGCAGCCUCGGCCUCCAAUACGUCUUCUCUCUCGUCCACACAAAGCGGGGCUUAUGGCUCCCCUUGUGGAAGCCAGGAAGAGCUCAACAUCAAGGACGGGCCUUCUCUAGACUCAGGGGAUGACAAGAGCAACGAUUUGGUCCUCAGCUGCCCUUGUUUCCGGAAUGAAAUUGGUGGUGAAGGAGAGAGGAACAUCAGCCCUUCCAAACAGGGCAGUAUCGGCAGUGGUGCCUCUAGCUCUUCCAGAGAUGAAGAAGGAUCCCCUGAAAGAGCUCCCAACACACAUUUUAGCAAUGCAGGGGUGGCUGUUCUUGAAGCCCCUAAGGAUGGCAAGAGUCUCCAUCAUGAUCGUGGAAAGAACAACAUACUAGAACAUGUGGACUUGGGUGCUUAUUAUUACAGGAAGUACUUCUAUUUGAGAGAGCACUGGAACUACUUGGGUGUCGAUGAGACUCUGGGACCGGUAGCUGUCAGUAUUCGUCGGGAAAUUGAUGAUCACAAAGAGCACGGCCAGCAAUACAACUACAGAAUCAUCUUCAGAACCAGUGGGUUAACAACCUUACGGGGCUCUAUUUUGGAGGAUGCUGUGCCCUCCACGAAGCACGGCUUGGCUCGAGGCCUGCCUCUAAAGGAGGUGUUGGAGUACCUUGUACCUGAGCUCAAUGCCCACUGCCUCCGUCUCGCCCUCAACACACCAAAGGUCACAGAGCAGCUGAUGAAACUGGACGAACAGGGGCUUAGUUUCCAGCUGAAGGUGGGAAUCAUGUACUGUCAGGCCGGCCAGAGCAGCGAGGAGGAGAUGUACAAUAAUGAGGCAGCAGGUCCCGCCCUAGAAGAGUUCCUGCAGUUGCUGGGGGAAAGGGUGCGCCUUAAGGGUUUUUCCAAGUACCGUGCCCAACUGGACACUAAAACGGACUCUACCGGAACACAUUCUUUGUACACAGCUUUUAAAGACUAUGAGAUCAUGUUCCAUGUGUCUACAAUGCUGCCCUACACGCCCAAUAACAAACAGCAGCUGUUAAGGAAAAGACACAUCGGAAAUGACAUUGUCACCAUCGUGUUUCAAGAGCCUGGAGCAAAGCCCUUUAGUCCCAAGAACAUCCGCUCACACUUUCAGCAUGUCUUUGUGGUUGUACGAGCGCACAACCCGUGCUCCGACAACACCUGCUACAGGUGAGUGGAUUGGACAU